This is a messenger RNA of Exophiala viscosa, 1986 nucleotides long. Its product is annotated as MATE family multidrug resistance protein. Gene Ontology annotation, molecular function: antiporter activity; xenobiotic transmembrane transporter activity. Bases 1 to 1986 code for a protein of 661 amino acids. The transcript has a single exon. Gene Ontology annotation, cellular component: membrane. The record is from RefSeq and is a predicted model, not a curated record. Gene Ontology annotation, biological process: xenobiotic detoxification by transmembrane export across the plasma membrane. NCBI's taxonomy places the organism in Eukaryota, Fungi, Ascomycota, Eurotiomycetes, Chaetothyriales, Herpotrichiellaceae.
AUGGCCGGACGCAAGGACAGCAACACUCUCGAGCGAGUCACCAGUCUCACCAGCCGCGUCUUUCACAAUUCUCUACCCAACCCGUCACCUAUAGCGCAAGCAUCUUUAGCCCGAGACAUCGAAGAAGAUACCGACGACGAGGAAGCCGCAGAAUCAGACUCCGACUCUGAAGGCUCAACGCUGCGACCGUCCACAUCGGUCCCAAAUGCCUAUUCUUUCGCUGGGUCCUAUCGUCGACCCAGCAUCGCCGGAGCUGGAAAUCGAGCCACCAUCCUUCCACGGCGAAUUACCGAACACGAAAGAUUGUCCAGAGAAGAAAGAGAACGAGCACUAGAAGAGGAAAGAAGUUUGCUGCGAGACAACAACAUCAUUCCGCCCAAACACCCUCAAACCGAUGAAGGCGGCCGGAAGAAGAGUAUUUUCGGCAGCUACCUUGGAAUCCCAGGCGGCAACCGCAAGGUCUCCCAGGAUGAGGAGUCCACACCAGCCCUAGAUGGCGGACUGGGCGUCGCAUCCGAAGCCUCUCCUCUGCUUGGCGAUCCAACACUCCCUUAUGGCGGCCAAGCCGACGCGAAGAACAUUGAGGCAAAAUGGGAAGAAGCAGUCGCUGCUGGCAUGAUUCACACCACUUGGCAACGCGAAGCCAAGGUCAUUGCCCGAUACUCUGCACCACUGAUGGUGACAUUCCUUCUCCAGUACUCUUUGACAGUGGCCAGCAUAUUCACAGUCGGACAUAUUGGCACUGUCGAACUCGGAGCCGUCAGUCUCGCCUCCAUGUCUGCGAACAUCACAGGCUAUGCCAUCUAUCAAGGCCUGGCAACCUCGCUUGACACACUAUGCGCCCAGGCUUAUGGCUCCGGACGCAAGAAGCUCGUCGGUCUACAAAUGCAACGCAUGAUCUUCUUCCUAUGGGCCAUCACAAUUCCAAUCGCCGUCGUCUGGCUAUUUGCCGAGAGCAUCCUGCUCAGAAUUGUCCCCGAACCCGAGGUUGCCAGACUUGCCGGUCUAUAUCUCAAGAUUGUUCUAAUUGGUGCACCGGGUUAUGCGGCUUUCGAAGCCGGCAAGCGAUACGCACAAGCGCAAGGUCUCUUCUCCGCUGCGCUUUACGUACUUCUCUUCUGCGCCCCCUUGAAUGCCUUGAUGAAUUGGCUGUUUGUGUGGAGAUUCGGAAUGGGAUUUGCUGGUGCGCCUCUCGCUGUCGCCAUCACGGACAACCUCCUUCCGCUCGGUCUGUUCAUCUACGUACGUUUCGUCUCCAAGUCUGGCAUGUCGUGCUGGAACGGCUUCACCAAGAAAGCUUUGCAAAAUUGGGUCCCCAUGAUCAAGCUUGCGUUACCUGGUGUGCUCAUGAUCGAGGCUGAAGUUCUGGCUUUUGAAGUCCUAACAUUUGCCGCCUCUUAUUUUGGAACGACGGUGCUGGCGGCACAAUCUGUGGUUGCCACACUCACGUCCAUCACAUUCCAAAUUCCAUUCCCUCUGUCCAUUGCAGGCUCAACCCGUGUGGCCAAUCUCAUCGGCGCCACUCUCGCCGAUGCCGCCAAGGUCAGCACAAAGGUUACCUUCUCCGCCGCUGUGGUCGUUGGUGUUUUCAACGUGACCCUCCUGUCCGCGUUGAGGUCUUAUAUACCUCGGCUUUUCACCUCGGACCCAGAGGUCAUCCGCAUUGUGGCCGAGAUUUUACCUCUGUGCGCUGCAUUCCAGCUCUUCGACGCACUGGCUGCAGCGUGCAAUGGUAUUCUUCGUGGUUUGGGACGGCAAGAGUUCGGUGGCUAUGUUCAACUCUUUUGCUACUACGUCUUCGCUUUGCCGCUUAGUUUUGGUCUCGCCUUCGGCAAGGACUGGGGUCUUUGGGGUCUCUGGACAGGUGUGGCCCUGGCGUUGGGUCUUGUUGCACUGAUCGAGUUUACAUAUCUCAUGCGGACUGACUGGCAGCGUAGCGUGGAGGAGGCGAGACAGAGAAAUCAAGAGGGCGGUGCCAACAUGUGA